Carlito syrichta (Philippine tarsier) is the source of this 9098-nucleotide messenger RNA. RefSeq names its product human immunodeficiency virus type I enhancer binding protein 1 (gene HIVEP1). Gene Ontology annotation, cellular component: nucleus. Lineage: Eukaryota; Metazoa; Chordata; Mammalia; Primates; Tarsiidae. Gene Ontology annotation, biological process: regulation of transcription by RNA polymerase II. The record is from RefSeq and is a predicted model, not a curated record. The coding region runs from base 406 to 8556 and encodes 2716 amino acids. Gene Ontology annotation, molecular function: DNA-binding transcription factor activity, RNA polymerase II-specific; RNA polymerase II cis-regulatory region sequence-specific DNA binding. The transcript is spliced from 9 exons.
CCACCUGCUUCCCUCUCUCCUAACCAGCAGACGAGGUGCGGAAUAUCUGUGCAUCGUUCUCUGCGCAGAGCCCAAGGUAUAAACCGACGUAGGCGGUGCACUAGAUAACAUCAAAGCCCCAGGCAGGGGCCAGGAGGGGAGGGGGGAGGCAAAGGCAACCCAGGGAAUGAAGCGCCUCCCCCUAGCAUUUCCUCUCACGCCCACUUCCAACCUAGGAGGCUUUUGGUUUCUGCUUUUGUUGUUUUUAAAAUUAAAAGUUAGACCCGGGAAGCUUUGGAUCAGACUUUUGCGUUGCAGUUCGGUACAUGGAUUAAUUGAUGGAUGUUGAGUUUAUGGAGCAACCUUUUUGUGACCUGCUCUUCCUACAGUUUCUAAGACGAAAAAGGAGCCCCUGAAUCAAAGAAGAUGCCUCGAACUAAACAGAUUCAUCCCAGAAAUCUAAGAGACAAAAUUGAAGAAGCACAAAAAGAACUUAAUGGGGCAGAAGUUUCCAAAAAAGAAAUAUUAGAGGCUGGCAUUAAAGGAACUUCAGAAUCUCUUAAAGGUGUGAAACGAAAAAAGAUUGUAGCUGAGAAUCAUCUGAAAAAAAUACCAAAAUCCCCAUUGAGAAAUCCUCUUCAGGCAAAACAUAAACAAAAUACAGAAGAGGCAUCUUUUGCUGUUCUUCAGAGUGCUUCAGAAUCUCACAAGAAACAGAAUUAUAUUCCUGUAAAAAAUGGGAAGCAGUUUACCAAACACAAUGGAGAGACACCUGGAAUAAUUGCUGAAGCCUCAAAAUCCGAAGAAUCUGUCUCCCCAAAGAAGCCCUUGUUUCCGCAGCAUCCAUCUGAACUGCGUAGAUGGAGAUCAGAAGGCGCUGACCCCGCCAAAUUCAGUGUCCUUGAUGGAAAAUGUGACUCAAGCUCAUUGUCAAGUAAAACCAGGACUGACAACAGUGAAUGUAUCUCUUCUCAUUGUAGUACUUCAUCCCCCUCCUACACAAAUACCGCAUUUGAUGUCUUACUGAAAGCAAUGGAGCCAGAACUGAGCACUUUGUCACAAAGGGGCUCAUCUUGUGCAAUUAAGACAGAAAAACUGAGACCAAAUAAAACUGUACGAUCCCCUUCCAAAUUAAAAAACAGUUUGAUGGAUGCCCCAAAUGAGACUUCACAGGAAUUCGUUGUGGAAUCACAGUCUUCUCCUUGUACCUCAUACACAGUGCAUGUGUCUACUACUCAGAAAAGUGAGCAAGGGGCAGUGCAGUCCGUUCCUCAUUCGUAUAAUCAACAUGAACACUUGGUUUCCAAAUCCAGCCAACAAAAUCAGUUUCCAGGGUGUUCGGCUUUCACGGGAUCACUAACAAAUCUCCAAAAUCAAGAGAGCAUCAAACUUGAACAGGUUUAUAAUAUAGCAGUGACAUCAUCUGUAGGUUUGACUUCACUUUCCAAUAGAACUCAGGUUACUAUUCAAAACCAGCAAAUGGAUUCUGUCUUGCCUUUGUCAAUAAGUUCAGCCAAUUCUACACAGUCGCCCCCCACACCAAUCUAUAAUUCAACUCAUGUUGCCUCUGUUGUUAAUCAAAGCGUAGAGCAAAUGUGCAAUCUUCUUCUGAAAGAUCAGAAGCCAAAAAAACAAGGAAAAUAUAUUUGUGAGUAUUGCAAUAGAGCAUGUGCAAAGCCUAGUGUGCUUUUAAAGCAUAUCCGCUCCCACACUGGAGAGCGACCCUACCCCUGUGUGACUUGCGGAUUUUCAUUUAAGACUAAAAGUAAUCUGUAUAAGCACAAAAAAUCCCACGCACAUACUAUCAAACUGGGUCUGGUCUUGCAGCCUGAUGCUGGAGGCUUGUUCUUGUCCCAUGAGUCCCCCAAAGCACUUAGUGUUCAUUCAGAUGUAGAAGAUAGUGGGGAGAGUGAGGAGGAGGGUGCCGCUGAUGAGAGACAGCAUGACCCAGGCGCCAUGGAGCUGCAGCCUGUGCACAUAAUGAAGAGGAUAUCAAAUGCUGAAGUUCCAAAAUCAAGUACCACUCCAGGCUAUCCAGACCAUAUGGCAGGUGACUUUUCACUACAGGACAAAUCAUCAGAAUCACAAGCUAUGACAGAGUUACCAAAAGUUGUGGUCCACCCUGUCAGUGUGUCCCCCUUAAGAACUGACAGUCCAAAAGCUAUAGAUCCCAAGCCAGAGCUUUCUAGUUCACAAAAACAGAAAGACCUUCAGGUGACAAAUGUACUGUCACUUUCAGCCAAUCUGUCCCCCAUAGAGACAGAUGAGAAGUCCUCCAAGAAAGGGGACAUGAGUCUGCUGGAAGAAAAGCAAGACUCCCAUGUAGGAACAGUACACGCCCAACUGCAAAGGCAACAGGCUACUGAUUACUCCCAAGAGCAACAAGGAAAACUCCUUCUGAGUCCUCGAAGUUUAGGAAGUACAGAUUCUGGUUACUUUUCACGUUCUGAAAGUGCUGAUCAAACAGUGAGUCCACCAACUCCUUUCGCCAGAAUGUUACCCACCACAGAACAAGACUCAGCAAAGAAUAAUGGACAGUCUGUAUCUCGUAUCAAUACAUCAGCACCCUCUGCUUUACCGACGGGGGAAAAGACAUUGCUUUUACCAGGGCAGAUGCGCCCACCCUUGGCAACAAAAACACUUGAGGAACGGAUAUCAAAGCUUAUCUCAGACAAUGAAGCCUUGGUAGAUGACAAGCAACUGGAUAGUGUAAAACCUCGGAGAACCUCUCUCUCCAGACGAGGAAGUAUUGAUUCCCCCAAAUCCUACAUAUUUAAAGAUUCUUUCCAGUUUGAUUUAAAACCAGUGGGACGGAGAACAAGUUCAAGCUCUGAUAUACCAAAGUCCCCUUUCACCCCUACUGAGAAAUCAAAACAAGUGUUUCUCCUGUCCGUACCUUCCCUUGACUGUUUACCUAUUACAAGAAGUAAUUCCAUGCCAACCACAGGUUAUUCAGCGGUACCUACAAAUAUAAUACCUCCUCCUCAUCCGCUGAGAGGAAGUCAGUCAUUUGAUGACAAAAUUGGCGCUUUCUAUGAUGAUGUCUUUGUAUCAGGACCUAACACUCCUAUACCCCAAAGUGGACAUCCCCGUACACUUGUCAGACAAGCAGCAAUAGAAGACGCUUCAGCAAAUGAAAGUCAUGUUCUCGGUAUUGGACAGUCCUUGGAUGAAAGCUACCAAGGAUGUCAUGUUGCUGGUGAUGCUGUAUCAACAAGGAGCAAGGCAUUGGCACAAGGCCCACAUUUAGAAAAAAAGAAGUCUCAUCAAGGGCGAGGAACAAUGUUUGAGUGUGAAACAUGUAGAAACAGGUACAGGAAACUAGAAAAUUUCGAAAACCAUAAGAAAUUUUACUGUUCAGAGUUACAUGGACCAAAAACAAAGGUAGCUAUGAGAGAACCUGAACAUAGCUCCAUGCCCAGUGGUACACAACCUCAGAUUCUGCAUUACAGAGUCGCCGGGUCCACAGGAGUCUGGGAGCAGACGCCACAGAUAAGAAAAAGGAGGAAGAUGAAAAGUGUUGGAGAUGAUGACGAACUUCAGCAAAGUGAAAGUGGAACUUCCUCCAAAAGCUCUGAAGGCCUUCAGUUCCAGAAUACUCUUGGCUCUCCUCCCAGCGUAUCUAAACAUAAUGUUGCCCUAACAAAUGACCAGCAACAUAGAAGUUUACAAUUGCAGAACUCCCAGAUUCAGCUUGUUGCCAGAGGCCCUGACCAGACCAUGGAUCCAAAACAGUCUACCAUCGUAGACCAGCAGAUCAGCGCAACUUCCCAGGACAAGACAGAGCUCAAGAGACACGGGACUGGAAUUUCCGUCAUUCAACAUACCAACUCACUGAGCAGACCCAGUUCCUUUGACAAGGCUGAGCCUUUUGAAAGAGGCCCCCUGGUUUCGUUCCAGGAGCUGAGUAGAAUAGGGAAACCCGGGACUCUGAAAGUAAUGGGAUUCUCCCAAGAGGAAGGUCACCAUUCUCGAGAUGUGUCUCAUCCUCACCAGCUUGUACUGUCAGAUGCUCUUAGAGGAGAACUUCAGGAAAACUCAAGAAAAAUUUCAAGUGAACGGCAUAUACUAGGACAGCCGUCAAGACUUGUCCGGCAGCACAAUAUCCAAGUCCCAGAAAUUUUGGUCACAGAAGAACCAGAUAGGGAUCUGGAAGCCCAGGGCCAUGAGCCAGAAAAAUCAGAAAAGUUCAGUUGGCCUCAGCGUAGUGAAACUUUGUCAAAAUUGCCAACAGAGAAACUGCCACCCAAAAAGAAAAGGCUCCGCCUGGCUGAGAUAGAGCAUUCCUCGACAGAAUCAAGCUUUGAUUCCACUCUCUCCAGGAGUCUAAGUAGAGAAAGCAGUUUGUCACACACUUCAAGUUUCUCAGCCUCAUUAGACAUAGAGGACAUUUCUAAAACGGAGGCUUCCCCCAAAAUCGAUUUUCUAAAUAAAGCCGAGUUUCUUGUGAUUCCAGCUGGCUCAAAUACACUGAAUGUUCCUGGAAGUCACCGGGAAAUGAGGCGUGCUGCAUCAGAACAGAUUAAUUGCACGCAAACGUCAAUGGAAGUCUCUGAUUUCAGAAGUAAGUCAUUCGACUGUGGUAGCAUGACACCACCCCAGAUGACACCACUUGUGGAAUUGCAGCCUCCUACUUCCCCUUCUUGCGUGGGAGUCACCGGGCAUGUACCUCUCUUAGAAAGAAGGAGAGGCCCCCUAGUACGGCAGAUAUCUUUAAACAUAGCUCCAGAUAAUCAUCCGUCUCCUGUAAACCCAACAUCUUUCCAGAAUAUUGCUCUUCCUAGCGUGAACGCAGUGCCAUUUCAGGGGACUCAGCUCACUAAUGCACCUUUAGCUGAAUGUCCUGCAAAUACUCUGCACUCCCAAACUCAAGCUAAGGACCCGCGGGCAGAAAUGUCAAACUCUGUCUCUACUAACAUCUUCCCUGUUCAACAGUUUGGUGGUAUCAAUUUGUUGCAUCAAAUUCACUCACCCCUUAGCCAUCCGAACACACAGCUGUCUCUGCAAGUGUCUACACAGGGUGACAAACCAGAUACAAGUUCUGUUUUAUGUGCGUCUUCUAAAAAUGAGGAUUGCUUUGCUCCUAAGUACCAAUUGCAUUGUCAGGUUUUCACUUCAGGCCAGUCUUGCUCUUCAAAUCCUGUACAUUCUUUGCCAAAUCAAGUUCUUUCAGAUUCAGUUGGAGCAGAUCUUUGUGCGACGUCAGCACCCUUACCAACCAAAUUGAUAGAUACGAUGUCUAAUUCAUGUCCUCUGCCACCGCUGGAGCUCAGGCCCCUCAGCAGUCAGGGGCAGAAGGUGCCAUCGUCAUUUAUGCUUCCCAUACAACUGCAAAGUGAUGUCUCCACCUAUUGCUUUGCCACACUCACAUCCCUGCCACAAAUCCUAGUUACCCAAGACCUAUCCAAUCAGCCAAUUUGCCAGGCUCAUCAUAAUAAAGUGCCAAUCAAUGAAGAACAAAAUUCUGUGCCAAAACUACAAAAAGAUCACCAGAAUGCUUUGCCAAACCCAGAGAAAGAACUAGUCAUUUCAGAGUUGGGCCAGAAUUCUACUCUACCAGAAUCCGUGCCUAUAAACCAGAAAAUGUCUAUUGGUAGACUUUCUCCCCAACAAGAAUCUUCAGCUUCGAGUAAAAGGAUGCUUUCCCCAGCAAAUAGUUUAGACAUUGCCAUGGAGAAGCACCAGAAGCGGGCCAAAGAUGAAAGUGGAGCUGUUUGUGCAACAGAUGUUAGACCUUUAGAGCCACUGAGUUCAAGAGCUAAUGAAACUAACAAACAGAAGAAACCUGUUUUAGUGAGGCAGGUUUGUACUACAGAGCCCCUUGAAGGUGUGAUAUUGGAACAGGAUGUUUUUUCUCAACCUGAAGUUAAUAGUGAGGCUGUUAAUUUGAGAAAUGUUUUACCAACUGAUAAUUCAUCAUCAGGACACUCAAAGCUAGUAGUUAUUGAACCUAUAAAUGAGUUGCAAGAGUAUGAAAACAUCAAGUCACCCACCUCAUUAACUCUUACAGUUCAAAAUUCAGCCGUCCCUUCAGAAAAUACUCAGAUUUCUCCUUUGAAGUGUAUAGACAGUAACCAAGAAAGGAAAUCUCCAGCAGCUAAAACUCAUGGUGACAAAGUGAACAUCCAAGAACAAAGUCAACAACCAAUCACUACUCUUUCAUUGUUUAAUGUUGGAGACACCCAGCAGCUGGCUUUCCCCAGCCUGAAGACUACCACCAACUUUACAUGGUGUUAUCUAUUAAGACAGAAGUCACUGCAUUUGCCUCAGAGGGACCAGAAAACGUCAGCUUAUACUGAUUGGACAGUAAGCUCCAGUAAUCCAAAUCCACUUGGUUUACCCACAAAAGUUGCUCUUUCUCUCCUUAAUUCAAAACAGAACGCUGAAAAAUCACUAUAUUGUCAAGCAAUAACUACCCAUUCCAAAUCAGAUUUAUUGGUUUAUUCAAGCAAGUGGAAAAGCAACUCAAGCAAGAGAGCAUUAGGUAAUCAAAAGUCCACAGUAGUUGAAAUCAGCAAUAAAGAUGCCUCUGAAAUUAACAGUGAGCAAGAUAAAGAAAAUUCCUUAAUCAAAAGUGAACCAAGAAGAAUUAAAAUAUUUGAUGGAGGAUAUAAAUCAAAUGAAGAGUAUGUAUAUGUCCGAGGCAGGGGAAGAGGAAAGUACAUUUGUGAAGAAUGUGGAAUACGUUGUAAGAAACCUAGCAUGUUAAAGAAACAUAUACGAACCCAUACAGAUGUCCGCCCCUACCACUGCACUUACUGUAACUUCUCCUUUAAGACUAAAGGAAAUCUGACAAAACACAUGAAGUCCAAGGCACAUAGCAAGAAAUGUGUGGAUUUAGGCGUCUCAGUAGGUUUAAUAGAUGAACAGGAUACAGAAGAAUCAGAUGAGAAACAGAGAUUCAGUUAUGAGCGGUCUGGAUACGAUCUUGAAGAGUCUGAUGGCCCAGAUGAGGAUGAUAAUGAAAACGAAGAUGAUGAUGAAGACAGCCAGGCUGAAUCGGUCCUGUCAGCAGCACCCUCUGUCACAGCCAGCCCGCAGCGUCUUCCUUCUAGAAGUAGCCUUCAGGAUUCUGUGAGUGCUGAUGAGGACAUCAGGAUCAACGACUGCUUUUCUGGGGUACACACAGACCCAAUGGAUGUCCUUCCUAGAGCGUUGCUCACCAAGAUGACCGUCCUGAGCACAGUGCAGUCUGACUACAGUAGGAAGACAAACUCUCCGGAGAAGGCCAGGCAGCAUGCUGCAAGAGAUGAAGAUGACACGAUUCCUCCUGUAGACUCUUCUGGGUCCCCUGAAGCUGCACCCAAGUCCCCAUGUCAUCAGAUGUCUGUGGACUACCCUGAAUCAGAAGAAAUUCUGAGAAGUUCUGUGGCAGGAGAGGCUAUUAUUUUAACACAGCACUCAUCAUCCGGAAGACUUUCUGCUGCUGCAGCUGAGCACUGCCCCCAGCCAGCGACAGGCAGGCCUUCUGUGGCCUCACCUCAUCCUGACCCUCAGGAACAGAAGCAGCAAGUAACUCUCCAGCCAGCUUCAAGCCUGCCUUCUCCCCAGACUCGUUUGUUUAGCCACCUUCCUCUGCAUUCCCAGCAGCAAUCAAGGACACCUUAUAACAUGGUUCCAGUUGGGGGAAUCCACGUAGUACCCGCCGGCCUCACAUACUCCACGUUUGUGCCCCUUCAAGCUGGGCCAGUGCAACUUACAAUCCCUGCUGUCAGUGUCGUUCACAGGACUAUGGGCACUCCUGGGAAUACGGUGACAGAAGUGUCUGGCACUACAAACCCCACUGGAGUGGCAGAAUUAAGUAGUGUUGUGCCAUGUAUUCCCAUCGGCCAAAUCCGUGUGCCAGGCCUUCAGAACCUGAGUACCCCAGGCUUGCAGUCUAUUCCCUCACUAAGCAUGGAAACGGUCAAUAUUGUAGGUCUAGCCAAUACAAAUAUGGCUCCGCAGGUACAUCCACCAGGACUCGCUCUAAACGCUGUUGGCCUGCAGGUUCUGACUGCAAACCCUUCCUCACAAAGUAGCCCUGCCCCUCAGGCACACAUUCCAGGUCUCCAGAUCUUGAACAUAGCAUUGCCUACUUUAAUCCCCUCAGUGAGUCAAGUUACCAUUGACACACAGGGAGCUCCGGAGAUACCAGCUUCUCAAGGCAAAGCACGCGAGACACAACCCAAGCAGACUUCUGUAGCCGAUGCAAACCAGGUCAGCAAGACCAAGUCUCCUCAGGGGUCACCUACAGUCCAGCAGGAAAAUGCAAAACAAGUUCUGAAUCCACCUGCCCCUGCAGGUGACCAUGCAAGGCUUGAUGACUCGAGGAAAAUGGACACAGAGAAGGCUGCCUCAGCAAAUCACGUGACACCCAAGUCUGAACUCGCUUCUGGACAGGGCCAACCAGCGUCCACGCCAGAACCUCUGCUGAAGGCACAUUCUGAAGUUUUUGCAAAGCCAUCAAGCCAGCAGACUCUCUCUCCAGAUAGACAGGUGUCCAGGCCUGCAGCACUGCCCCGAAGGCAGCCCCCUGUGCAGUUCAGCGACGUUAGCAGUGAUGAUGAUGAGGACAGGCUUGUGAUAGCAACCUAGUGGGUUUUGUUUUGUAUUUUUUAUUUUUUUUAAUAACACUUAAAGGUUUCUUUGAAAACCCCCCUUUCCUUAAAGCACAUUUUUCUGACAUAAACUCAUGACUAAUCUUUGUGCAAUCAUGAACUUUUGACCAAUAAUCGUCGUUUUGUGUCAGCUCCAGCCAUUUUUGUACAUGUUGUAUAGACAAUUGUGCCUUUUAGGAGUUUUAUGUUUAGAAACUGUACAAAUUGUUGAAUAACUAUAUACAUAAAAAUAUAUAUGUAUAUGAAAACCAGGUAGUUGUUUGUGUUUAGCAAAAAGAAAAAGGAAAACCUGUCAAAUAAAUCAAAUGAUUAAAUUAUAUGUUGCACUGUUAAAUAUAAAUUUUAUGGCUGUGGGGCAGAGUUUCUGUGUAUAAAUUAGUAUGUAAACUCCAUAUUUAUUGUAUUCAUAUUAGUCUUUGAAAAUGGGUCUGUCCUUCUUGUGUAAGACAGUAACUUUACACUUCAGACAGAUUUUCUGUGUUAUGAAAUGUUUCAGUAAAAUAUUGUUUACUGGCUUUA